AUGUCCAAAGCCAAUAUGAAAUUCUGCAAUAGUUAUUUUCUGGUGGAUCCGACCAAAGCAAGUGUUUAUGAUCUCAUUCUUCUUUUGUUUUCCCCAAAUCUUAUCAGCGCAAGAUUCAUUGAUUCUCCACCGGAUACGCUCAAUAGCGCCCGGCGAAGUUUCGCGAGUCGAUGGAUGAUUGCAUUGGCCAUUUUUCUUCAGAAAGUAUUAAUAUUCAUAAGAACACCCUUGGCAUUCAUAGGUCGUAUAAUCACCUAUUGGCCCAAUCUUCUUACGGCAAAUGGAGGUUUCUUCAACUUGAUACUUAACCUUUUGACAGGAAAGUUGGUGAAGCCUGACGAAUCGUCCGCGACAUAUGCGUCGUUUCUGGGAUGCACAGAUCGAAGAGUAGAACUUGACCAGAAGAUAGAAGUUGGCACGAUCGAAUACAAGUCGAUGUUAUCAAUGAUGGCUUCUAAGAUCGCUUAUGAGAACAAAUCUAUCAUCACUUCCGUGGUCAAAAACACUUGGAAGAUGGACUUCGUGGGUUACUACGACUGUUACAACGCGUUCCAAGAAAAAAAUCUGACACAAGCCUUUGUGUUCAAAGCAUCGGACACAAAUCCGAACCUCAUCGUCGUCAGCUUCAGAGGAACCGAACUUUUCAGCUCUGAUGAUUGGUGUACUGAUCUUGACAUCUCUUGGUACGAAUUGAAGAACGUUGGCAAAGUUCACGUCGGGUUCUCGAGAGCUCUAGGCCUCCAACAAAAUGGAUGGCCCAAAGAAAAUAUAAGUCUCAUACAACAAUAUGCUUACUACACGAUUAGACAGAAGCUUAGGGACAUGCUUGCCAGAGACAAGAACCUUAAGUUUAUUCUAACGGGUCAUAGUCUCGGGGGCGCAAUAGCUGCUCUGUUUCCUGCGAUUCUUGCAAUUCACGGUGAGGAUGAGCUACUUGAUAAGCUAGAAGGAGUCUAUACAUUUGGACAGCCACGUAUAGGGGACGAGGAGUUUGGGGAGUAUAUGAAAGAAGUAAUGAAAAAGCAUGGGAUAGAGUAUGAAAGGUUUGUUUAUAACAAUGACAUGGUGACUAGAGUCCCCUUUGAUGACAAGAUUCUGUUCGGAUACAAGCACUAUGGAUCUUGCAAUUACUUCAACAGUCUCUACCAAGGAAAGGUAAGAGAAGAUGCUCCUAAUGCCAACUACAUUAGCAUGUUGUGGCUAAUACCAAAGCUGCUGAGUGGUGUCUGGGAGUUUAUAAGGAGUUUCAUAAUAAGGUUUUGGAAAGGCAAUGAGUACAAAGAGAAUUGGACAAUGCGAACUGUUAGAAUUGUUGGGAUAAUAAUCCCUGGUGUAUCUGAUCAUUUCCCACUUGAUUAUGUCAAUUCCACGCGCUUGGGAGGCUUGGCUCGACCUCUUGCUACUACUACCCCUCAGGAUAAACUUUCUCUCAUUGCUUGAAAUAACAUGAUGACUCGUCCCACUCAAGUCAAGCAGAAGAAAGUCCAAGGUGUGUUGAAGAAACCCAAUUUCAGAUGUAUCGAAUAAGUUUUCAAACUAAAUAAAGGAUGAUUUCAUUUACUUGUUUUUAUUUUCCCUUACUUCCUUAAUAAGAGAAGGAAUACUCUUGAGUUGUUACUUAAAGUGUUGUUUUCCCUGUAAGAAUCGAAUGGUUCUAAUUUCUUUUCAUAGAAACAAAAACAAAGCAAACAAACUCUUACCAUUUUUUUUUCUCAACAAACUCUUACCAUUUAUUUUGUUGGGGCCUCUCUUGGUUCCCUAUCAUUUCAUUUCCGAAAAAGGAGACGUAUUGAUUAUGUCUACUUUUGUAAGCUUAUGCGUAGAUGCUCACCAAACACAUGUAUAGAGAUUUAAUAGCUUUACUAAUUAUUGACUCGCCUCUCAUUAUUUAAGCUCAGACAAGUCACAUUUUGUGUGUCCAUAAUAUGGGGAAACCAAUUUUGGUCACAAAAAGAAAAAAAAAAUUGCCACAAUUUGAUAAAGAGAUAUUUCAAAGUUAAUCCACAAAAAUAUUUAUUUGCCAUGAUUUAGUCACAGUAUUUUUGUGACUAUAUAAAAUAGCCAUUUUUGGCUAUAUAAAGUAGUAACGAUUUUGUUACAAAUUUUGUAACUAUUUGAAUCCCUAAACCCUAAACACACUUUGAGCUCUAAAUUCAAAAUACAAACCUUAUAAUUCUGGUAUCUUCAUUUUAUUAACCUAAAAUCUUAAACUUCAAUUCAAAUUUAAUAUUUUAAAAAUCUUAAUCUCAAAUUUUAAACUAAAUUCAAACAUUAUACUUCAAACACUCAACUCUGAACCUAAACUAUAUACCCUAAAUCAUAAACACUUAAAUUUUGUAACUUACACUUAAAACUUCUCUAAUUUUAUAACUAUAACUAAUAACAAAUACCUACACCCUAAACAUAACUUUAAAAUUCUAAAUUCUAAACACAAAAUUUAAAAUUCUUAUGAUAAACCAUUAAACCAUACAUGUAUACUUAAAAUUAUUUAAUCUUAAUAUGUAUAUUUAAUAAUUUAAAAUUUAUAAACCUAAAUUUAAAAUUCAAAUUCCAUACCCUAUAUUCCCCAAAAUUCAAACCCUAAACAUAACCCUUUAACUUUAUAUUUUAUAAUUUUUAAACUAAACCACCAUAUACCUUUGUGAGGACUUUGUUCGAAAUCCCCUAGUGUCUGAGGCCCGUUCACUUCAUGUAUUUGGGCCGAAGACUGCUCCAAGCCCACUCCAGCUUAACAUCAUCACACAUGCUUAUAUAUAUGUGUGUAGUUAAUGUGUUGACUAGGUUAAGGUAAGUAUAAGAAAAUAAUUUACAGACAUCAGAACACGUUGGAGAAUAAGAGAAAUGACACAUCAACAUAAGAUAAAAUAGCUUAGGGCAACGUCUAUUUGAUCUUUACAAGGUUUUUGUAUUCUCUUGUUAGUUCUUGAGUUUCCUUGUGUAACAAACUAUUCGACAUCAUUAUUUGGCGAUUGUUCAAGUCUCUUUGAUCUAGUGAAAUUUGGGAGCACAAGUUCUCCCUGGAAACGUACCCGUCAAAGUUGAUUGUAUCAUUCUUUCAAGCUUUAGUUCUAGGUCAAGGAACGAUAUUUUCCCAAUAACCAUUAAGAUUUCAGGCGCAUCAACUACCUGUCAAUUUUAAGUACAGGAAGUAACAUUUGGCUUAGAAUUCACAUCAAUCAAAACUUUAUAUUUGGAGCACUUAGCCAUUUAAGUAGAUAAAGUUACAGUUUCCAUUUUCUUACCCACAACAACAGUUUUGCUUCAGUGAGUUUCAGUUGUUCCAAAGCUUUUACCUAGUUAGAUAAAAGAUAACGAGUAAUCAUGUUCUCGGUAAGUGAAUAGUUCUUUUAACUAUAAGAGACUCAAAUCAUAUAUCUUGUCACUAAUCCUGAUGAAAUAGAGAGCCUUAGCAAGAUGAGCUCACGAAUCUAACUUUCACCCAAAUUUUUUUCCGCAUCUGUAAUCCUAAACAAAGCAAAACACAAUUUUCUCCAGAACUGUUAAAGAGGCGACUUAGUUCUUAUUAAACUCCUCAUUGUUACUCGCACGCAUAAAAUCAAGCAACUUUUGAUUCAACUUCUCCUCAGCAUAUCCAAUUUCAAACUUGUCUUAAAAGUAUAGGGAAGAAGAAAGAAACCACAACUAUGGCAGCAACAACGGUUGAUAUCUCAGCUCCAGAAGUGGAGUUCUUUGUUUCAAAGCAAGAGACUGGGUACUGAUAGGAGAUUUUCAAGGAGAACGUUUGUUCUCUGAAGAGAGGAUGCAAUGUUUGUCUUUGGGUUCCUAUCAGUCUAAUUUGGGUGUGGGUUUUCUGAUAAUUAUAAAGUUGAUUGCAAAUAUAGAAAUUUAAAAUGGUGAUGACCCCCUCUUUUCCAGAAUAGAGUAAGGUCAUCUUCCAAUAAGUUCUUGACAAGUUGGAGAUUAUGGAUUUUAGAAAAUGCAACUUUUUGGAAAUGUAUUAACACAUUUUCCGCUUAUCUCUAGAUUGACAUACAAUAUCUAUAUAACCACUUUCUUCAACCAAUUUUUACUGAGUUUUUUAGAUUUUUUUUAAGGGUCUUACAUCUACUGGUCUUUGGCGAUAUCUUGAGACGAUGAAGACCAUACUUGGGUCUAAAUUUCCUACUGUCACAGAGAAUGAGUCAGAACAAGUUAAGGGUGCAAUCGAUUUUACAGGACUGAUAAUUACACGGCACUUCACUGUCAAUGAUAAGUCUUCCUCUCUGAAACAAGAUCUCCAUGUUUUCAAGAUAGACAAGGCUGUGGAACUGACCCGUAAGUUAUAUGAUAUUGUGGAAUAUUAAAGCAAAAUAUAUGGCUCAAAAUGAGCUUCGUGAUAUAUUGCAUAAUUGAUCACUUAAAAGAGAGAGACUAAUGUUUGAUUAUUUUUUAUUUCAGUGUGCAUACACCAUGGAGACUGCAAUAAGUACUGUUAUAUAUCAUAGAAAACUACGGAACCCUCCUAUAUAUAUAUAUAUAUAUAUAUAUAACAUAUAGUAUUUUCUCUCUCUUUACUUCAGUAGAUGGAGCAGCAUUCUCAUUUUGAUGAAUAAUGAUGUCAAUAUCCACAACAGGUACAUCCGCAGUAAUAGCCACUGAAUUUGACAGCAAUGUAGUAUUCUCUGGAAUUUUAGGAGGCUGUCAAGGCAUUCCGUGGAUCCCCAAGGAACCCGAUUUCGAAUCCGCACCACACUAGAUUUCCACAGUACGUGGCCAUCAAGGCUUUCACAUUCUCUCUUCGGAGAAUGGUUUACCAUUUUUUUUUUUACUUCAACAUUUCCACAAAAAGAGCUCACUGACCAAGAAACACCACGUCUAAAGUUUCUCCAAGCUCAGGUUCGGAUUUUGUUACUGAUCAUGAACCACUGUUUGGUUCCUCAAAUGUUUCUACGGAAAUCCAAGUCGCACCUGCUGCAUCACCAAGCUUGAUCACUUCUACAACCAUCUUAAUUAGCAGAUGUUCUAUCUGCUCCUUCUGCCACUAAAACACCCAUUAUGAAAACUGUUCCAUCAAACAGUAUCAACAAGGAGGUCCAAAAAACUUCUGUUGUUGACCUCGUAACCACAACACUUAGCGCUAAUGCAUUCGAGAGUCCUUCUUGUUUCUCUGUGCUAGGUGACAUGGAUGAAGCCGAGAUAGAGUCAAUGGUCUCUCUCAUCUUGACAAGAGGUGGGAGAGAAACAAAACCUCCUAUCAAAUACUAAGACUUGGAAUGGAAGACAACACAAGGUAGAAGAAAGCAUGGUCCGCAUGGCCGUGGAUCCAAACGCUAGCUACUAUCUUUUAUUUCAUAGUUGGUUUUGCUAAUUUCUACCUAAGUAGUUUCAUAGGUAUGAGAUUUUAACUAUCAUGAUGUGCUCAUGCAAACUUUAUCUCGCUAUAGAGUUUUAUCACUCUAUCACGUAAAGGUUUUAUGCUUUUUAAAUUUGAAAGCCUUAAAUUCUGUAUAUUGUUUAAGUUUUUAAGCUUGUGAUUACUUCAUAGUUCACUAACAUGUAGACUAGUUCGAACUUCUAAUAAGAGGCCUAAAAUAAUAAAAAAGAGUCUCUGAGUAACAGAGAACAAAGGUCAGAAGACGUGCUUUGAGCUCUGAACGUAAAAACUAAAGUUGCCAUAUAUAUAUAUAUAUAUAUCGUUCAAUAUAUAUUAUUUUAUGGUUUUGUCGCAGAUAUAUAUAUGUUUUUUUUUUGCUAACUGUUGCACAUAUAUUUUACGAUGUGUUUUUAAUCAAGGGCUUAUUUGUGUACUGGCCAUAUUUUGAAGACAAAUUAGGUAAAUAGCAAUGGUUUUAAUAUAAUGAAAAAAACUAGCAUUUACACUCUAAUUCAUCCGGUUAUAUCCUUUCUCUUCGCCAUUACCCGGUAAAAAUGUGGUCUAUAUAUCCACGUAAUCCAUAAAUAUAUGGUUAAGUGUGCCUAGAAACUAUUCUACACGGAAAAAAGGAAUUAUCCACGUCACAUGUUUAUUAACUACAUACAUAUGCACUAAAUGUUUUAUUCCACAAGGCCGAAGUAGUAUGAGAUUAUAACUCCAUACACAAAUCCUAAAUAUUAAACAUUACCACAACUCCUAUAUACUAAACCCUAAACUCUAGUCACUAAACCCAAACACAAAUGUAAACUAUAAUAUAUAGUUAUAAUAUUUUGAAUAAAAUUAAAAUAUGAAAUAGUAUAUACUAUUGACCAUAUACAUAUGCACCGAAUGCUUUAUUCCACAUGGCGGAAAUAGUAUAAGAUUAUGACUUCAUUCACAACUCCUAAAUAUUAAACAUUACUCCAACUCCUAAAUACUAAACCCUAAAUUCCAAUGACUAAACCCAAACCCAAAUAUAAACUAUAAUAUAUAGUUAUAAUAUUUUAAAUAAAAUUAAAAUCUGAAAUAGUAUAUACCAUUGACCUGAAAAAUCUGAAAUAGUAUAUACUAUUGACCUGAAAAAUCUGAAACCCAAACCCAAAUGUAAUCUCCCGGUUCAUGUAAGUACACCCCUCAGUCCUAAAAAAUUGACAUGAAAAAUAAGAAAAUAAUGAGAUGGUUAUACAACCUCACACGUAUAGUUCAUAAGAAAACAAUGAAAUAACCUUAGAUUUUCAUGUGAAUAGAACAUACUAUUCUAUGCAUGCCAUAUUACUACACUAUGUAUAUAUAUGUGUGUGUUUGACAAACAACAAAUUUUAUUCUCUUAAAAAUGGAGUGUAUUCUAUGUACAAAAAAUCUAAGAGAAAUAAACCAACUAACCUCCGUGAAGUUUCCUCAGAUACUACACGUUGUCAGAAUCACAUAAGAAAUAGGGCCUUCAACUCGCUGUCACAAUUUAUACCGUCUUCUUUGCUAAAAUUGGCACCGACAUUUCUCUCGCCGCACGAGUUGAGUCUCUCUUGAAACACAGGUCUCAUUUAUCUUGCCACAUUUGUUGAAACUCUAUUCUUCAUCGUCCCUUCACCGUGAACACAAUGAGGUUAAUUGGAAGUAGCUACAUAUCUGAACAAAAUUGAUUAACUGCCCCUAAAUAUAACUCUAUUCUUCAUCGUCCCUUCACCGUGAACACAAUGGGGUUAAUCAGAAGUAGGUACAUAUCUGAACAAAAUUGAUUAACUGCCCUAAUAUUUACUAAUAAAAAGUAACCUUUACAGAUAUGUGUGAAUAUCAAAAGGUAUGACUAACGUAUGGACACGAGUAACUUUGCCACAAUAAUUAUUUAUUUAUUUUUUCCUUUCUGUGUGCAGGUUUUCCCAGUUAUUCAUGAGGGUAAUAUGGCUAUUUUUUUUUUAUAAAAGAGAAACAGUGUAUCGGUCAGCUAGGUCAUUUGGAUAUCUAGUGAAUUAUGCUUUUUUUUUUGGGUUAUACAGUCCAAUUUCCCUUAUACAGUGAUUUCAAAGAAUCAGACCUCUUAUACAUUUUCUCUUAACUUAUAUAUUAUAUAUAUAUAAUGUUUUUAAAUGGAAUUCUUUCAUAACUAGUUUUAUAUAUGCAUCUAUUGUAAUUUAUAUAUAUAUAUAUAUAUACCUUCUAUAGUUGUUAUGCACCUAAUAAAUCUAGCUCUUGAAUUACCCAUGUUGUGUUGUUAAGUAUAUAUGCCUUUAGUUAAUAUUAUUUUUAAUGUUUAUAUAUCAUUUAUUUUGCAAUAGCAAUCUCAUAAAAACAUAUUAUGUGUCCUUAGUUUCUUGUUUCUUUUCUACUAUAGGUUUAUUAUUAGAAUAAUUUCUUGUUUGUAUUUUUAGUCCUUAAUUAUAAACAGUUAUUAAUGAUUAUUGUUGUUGUUUUUUUUCUUGUCAUUUUGCCUAUUUUUAUAAAUAAGUUUGAUCUAUAUAGUUUUUUUUAACAUAAUCUAUAUUGUUUAGAGCUGGUUAUUUAGCGUGAUGGGCAUAACACUAUUGUCGAUGUAUUCAUAAUAUCAUCUCCAAAACAACAUUAUUCUAAAAUUUGCAAAACCUCAAAUUGAAUGUUUGAUAGUCUUUAUCUCCAAAAGUAAAAUCUUAUAUUAAACCUUAAAAGUGGUAUAAUUUAUAUUUUAGUCAUUAAUGUCGAUUUAGAUUAGUUAAAAUCAUACAAAUUUUAUAAAUAAAUAUGCAAUUUAAAAUUUAAUAUUGUUUAUAAUAAUACUUUUUAUGAAUUUAUUAAAUCUGAACAAAAAAUAUAAUAUAAUUAAUUUAAUAAUAAUAAAAUUUAGAUUAAAUCCAAAUUAUGGAUAAUGUGUGGAGAAUUUUGUAAUUUUAAAUCAAGUUUACCGAAAUUUUAGUAGUAUUGUAGUACAUAUAAAACUAUGUGAAAUAUGAAAUUAAAAGGAUUAAAGUGAUAAAAUAAAAUAGUUGAUAAUAUUAUUUAAAGAAACAGAAGUGUAAGACUUAAAAAGCAAGAAACCUCAAAUGUAAAGUUUAAAUUUAGAAAAAAUGGGAAAUUAGAUCGUAUGUAAGUUAUUAAUUUGGAGUUUGAUCAGGGUGAAUUUUAAUUUGCGAAAAAGAUCACCUACUUUUUUGACCAUAUGCAAAAAUAUUGUAAAAUUCUCUAAACACCCUUCCCAAAAAACAUAUUAACAGAAUUACCAUAGUCUACUUUGAGUUGUUUUCACACGUGAGAGAUAUUGUCCUAUGUCUGAGCCAAUGACCAAUAGAAUCUCUUCUUCUCCAUUAUUGUUUCUCUCUUUUCUCCAAUUUUCUCCACAAACUUGUAUACAUUCAUAUAUAUUUAUUCCAAAAACAACAAUAAAAUAAAUUCAGAAAUUGCUAAAUGCAAAGAACAUAUAAGAAAAAGAGCUUAUUUGCAGAAUAGCCAUAUUUUGAACAUAAAUUAGGUGAAUAACAAUGAUUUUGACAUAAUGCAAUGUCAGACAUUUAGACUUCAAAUUGUCUGGUUUUGUCCUUGCGUUUACCAAGUUUCCUGUUGCAAGUGAGUGAGUAGAUGACGUCGUGUUUUUUGUGGUGUAUUUACAAUCACAUAUGAAAACAAAGCGCAUGUCCCAAAUUAUUUAUCACCUAAAUUUUAACGCUAUGCAGUAAAAAUGAAAAACGAAAUAGUAUAUGCUUUAAAGUAAAAAGUGUAUUCAAAGUACGUAACAUAUGUGAACAUACGUGAAGAAUCGAAAGUUACAAAAUUCAAACUCCAUAUAACUAAAAUAGUAUAUGACAACCAUAGCAAUGGAAUAGUAACAACGAAAUAGCAUAUUACAUAUUGUUCAAAUUUUGAAAUGUUUAAGAUUGCAUGGAAGUAAGUAAUGCUUAUCCCAGCGUUUAACCAAAAUUUCUAUAAACUAUAUCCAAAACAAUAAUCACUAAACCCUAAAGGGAAAUAUAAACCAUAACCCAAAUAUCAAAAUAUGCAAAAUAGUAUAUAUGAAGCAUUAUCAAAAUAGAAUAGUAACAAACGAACUAGUAUAGCAUAUAUUGUUCAAAUUUUGAAAUUCUAUGAUUACAUGGAAUGAGGUAAUGCUUAUCAUAAACGUCAACCCAAACAGUACAUAAGCUAAACCCAAAAAAUUAAUCACUAAACCCUAAAAGAAAUAUAAACCCUAACUCAAUUAUCAAAAUGUGGAAAGUACACAUAUAAAGCAUUACUAAAAUAUAAAAAUUAAACCUAAACAGAAUGGAACAAAAUAAAUAUCAUAGUAAAUAUUGGUGAAAUUAUGAAAUGACUAUGCUUGCAUGAAAGAAGUUAAUGCUAAUCCAACCUCAAUCUCCACCUUCUGAAUAGUAAACUCUAAAUCUUAAUCACUAAACCCUAAACUCAAUUAUAAACCUCAAAUGUAUAUAUAAAUCUUAAAUCCAAAUAAAAUGGAACAAAAUAGAUAGAAUAAUACAUAUUGGUGAAGUUAUGAAAUGUUUAUGAUUGCAUAGAAGAAGUUAAUUGCUGACCCCAAAUUGAGAUUGACUGUAGAGUAUUAUGUGAAGAUUAACAGCAUUAGAGAAAAGAGAUGGAGAAGACAACAUCGUAUGAAUAUCAUUUCAUUCAUCAUCACAUUGUAUUCUGUUUUAUUUGAUGUGAUAAUAAAUUCUAUUUCAUUUACAUUUAAUAUACUAUUUCUCUUUACAAAAUCAUAUUCACAUCAAUGUAAAACACAUACAUACACCGAUACAAAACUCAUAUCAAUAGAACAUGAAACAACAACUAACAAGAUUGAACUUUUUUUCCAAGCAUGCAUCAAAUGAAAUAUAACAUUGUAAAUAGUACAUUAUAUAUUAAUAAACAUGGCAAAUAAGAGAAUAGUCAAAUUUGAAGGAAAGACAAUCUGUUUCAUUUCAUAAAAUAGUAUAGAAAUACAAUCCUUGUUCAUCUCCCUCCUCGUCUUCGAACGCGAAAUCAAAACUUACAUGUUUUCACGUUUCGUCUUCACUCAAUAAAAUAUCUCAGAUUGAGAAGAUGGAUGCAUAGCCCGGGUGGUGCUCCUUGCUGCAUCGGCUGUAACUGCAGCGAGCUUGCGGUUUCAUAAGCAGAAAAGGUUGAAAUUUUGGGAGAAAAUUUUUGAUCACAAAAUAUUCCUAGAAAUCCCACAUAGACAAAAUUUCAUCAACAAUCCAACAAAUCUGAGAAGACACAGAUUAACCUUCUCCAAAUUAAAAAAAAUAUUUCAGAGAGUGAAUGAAUAUCAAAGAGCCACGAAUAACUUUUGACAAGUAAUUAGUAGGAAGUUUUAUUUUUUUAUUUCUUUCACAUUUUACCCGUUGUGUUGAAAGAUAAAAUAGAACUAUUAUACAAAAGUGAAACCGUGUAUAGGUGUACUAGAAAUUGGUUAUGUAGCUAAUUAGUAUUUUUUUUUAGUUAUACAGUCCAAUUUCUCAAAAAAAAAAUUGGAAGAGCAUUAGCUUUCGUCGGGAAUCUUGACACGAUGAUACGUUAGUUCAAGGAAUGUAACAAGAUUAGAAGUUAGCUUUGCAUUACAUAGAAAUUCUUAAAGGAUGUAGCUACAGACACGAGCAUGAUCGUUAGAGAGCUUUUGAAAAGGCAUAAGAUCUCAAAAAGCUUACAUUUUCAUUUUGAAGAAAUUGGCAAAGUGUGAGAAAUUGAUGUAAUUUGGUUUACCUAAAUUGAUCAGUUGGCAUGGAUGAGCUCAACCGAAACGAAGACAGUUGAAUAUGUUUUCUCCGUGUGUCACCGUCAUCGCCUUCUCCGUCACCAUCACAAUUGAAGCUGGUUUCAACAGUAAUGAAGAAAACAGAUCCCACAUGUUAUUGUCUUCUCCGUCAAGCUCUCACCGGAAUCCGUGGCCACAACAAGCUCCAUUCCUCGUCGCAGGUCAAAAAAUGAAAUUGUCGUGAUCUCAUCCAGGCACCACUCGUCGCGUCGGAUUGUCUCUGUAAUGCGAUUGGGCUCGCUUUCCUCCGCAGCAGUCAUUUCAGCUUCUCUCCUCGACCUCCGACGAACCACGUCAUUAACUAAGUUGACAAAGAAUUAAAAAAAUAAGAAUCACUUAUUGUGAUAAUUUCUAAAAAAGUUGACAAAAAAUUUAAAAAUAUUUAUACAAUUAUCUGUGAAGUGAUUUUUUUCGUUAAAAUCUAAAGCGUUUAAAGUCUUUCUUAUUUUAAUAAAUAAUUAGAUUAUAAUUUUAAUAUAUAAUUGCCCAUAAAUUUUAAACAAAUUUAAUUAAUUUGAUAAUCAUCAUUAUUUAAAAAUAUUCUAUAUUAUGUAUCCAAAAUUAUUUUACAUCAUAAUAUUUUAGAAUAAAUAUAAAUAUGUAUAUAUGAAUAUUUUCAAGGUUAUUUUACGUAGUAAAAUAUAUUUUAUUAAAAUAAUUUUUUUAUCGUAUAUAAAAUUUUAAUAUUUAUUUGAUUAUUAAAUAUUUUAAAAGUAUGAAAUAAUGUAUUCUAAUGAUUUUUAAUUGAUCACAUAUAUAUUUACAAAUAUUUAUAAAAUUAUUAAGCCCGCAAGUGCAGGUAAAACACCUAGUUUUAUGUUUAAUUUUAGUGUUUGGUUUAAGUUUUGAAUUAAGAUUUAAGUUUUUGGUAUAUCUUGUACAACACAGUAAAGCCAAUAAAAAGUGAGAAUAUAUAGUGAGAAACUACCUGACAUAAAAACUUAUAUUGUUUGAGUUAAUAAUUUUGGUUUUGAAUUUAGUGUUUGGUAUACGUUCAGCUUUCAGGGUUUAACGACGGCGGUAUUCCUCAUGAGUUCCUCGUAAAAUAGGCUUUACGAGGAAUUAGCGAGGAAACGCGUUUCGUCAUUACUUGUUCGUCGUAAAGAAUAUUUUUUCGCUAAUUCGUCGUAAAUUAGCGAGGAAAAUAUCUCGCCGUAAAAACGAAGUACAACAUUUCAUCGUAAAGACCACGUAAAUAUUCGACGUAAAGAGGUCGCUGUAUUUCCUCGUAAAUACCUCGAAAAUUGUUCCUCGUAAACUACACGUAAACAUCUCGAAAAUAUUUUCUCGUAAAUAUUUCCUCGUAAAAUACUCGUUUAUCUUUCCUCGUCAUUUCCUCGUAAACUCUCCACGUAAGUAAGUCGUAAAUUAGCUUCGAAUUUACUUCGUUUUUUAUUUUACAGAAUUAAAAAUAUAAUUAAAAAAAUAAAUUAUUUAAUUUAUUAAUAAAAUUAAUUUAAAAAAUAAUAAUAAAUAAAUACCAAAAUAUUUUAUAUAUAAAUAAGUUUUGAAUUUAUAAUACAACAACC
Molecule: messenger RNA, 12592 nt
Organism: Brassica rapa (field mustard)
Lineage: Eukaryota; Viridiplantae; Streptophyta; Magnoliopsida; Brassicales; Brassicaceae
Biological process (GO): lipid metabolic process
Molecular function (GO): triacylglycerol lipase activity
Source: RefSeq, a predicted model, not a curated record